UGGUCUUCUUCCUCCUCCAAAAAUAAAAUAAAAUAAAAACCUCAAAAAAAAUUGGGAAAGUUUCAAUCUUUCCCCUCCUCCGACUCCUUCCUCCACAACUUCGUUGAUCUCCCAGAAGAAGACGAUAACGAACGCGAUUAGCUCGAAUACUCAGAUAAUGAAAGGUCCAGCAAGUGUUAAGAAGAAAACCCAGAUGCUUAACGACGCCGGUGAGCCGGAGACAGCGGUGGAAACAGUCGGAGGAGACGGUGGGUUUGGAAGUGACCACGGAGGAGGUGGAGGAGAGUCGAUUCUUCGUGAGAUGGGUGAUGAUAGUAGGCGUACGGAGGAUGAGGAAGAGGAAGAAGAAGAAGACGAAGAAGAAGACGAAGAGGAUGAAGAAGAUGGAAGAGAAGGAAAAGGGAAAGAGGAAAGGCCAAAACUUGAUGAAGGGUUUUUCGAAAUCGAAGCUAUUCGUCGUAAGAGAGUUCGUAAAGGGAAGGUUCAGUAUCUAAUUAAAUGGCGUGGAUGGCCAGAAACUGCUAACACAUGGGAGCCUAAAGAGAAUCUCCAGUCUAUUGCUGAUGUUAUAGAUGCAUUUGAAGGAAGUUUGAAGCCAGUGAAACCUGGAAGGAAGCCUGGAAGGAAACGUAAACAUGGAGGUUCUAGUAAUUCUCAGUUGAAGAAGAAGCAGCAACGUUUAACAUCUAACACAUCACAUGAUGCUUCUGAGAGAUCAGACUCUUUUACAUCUCUUAACAACAACUCUAGCCUUCCUAAUAUUCGUGGUGGUCCACUUGAUCUCUCUGGGGAAACUGCUUAUGCAGCCAACCAAGUUGAAGGUAACAGCAGGAGUGUUGGUAUGGUUGGAGAGGAGAAAGAUUAUGAUCCAACGCUUAGCGAGCUGAGGGGACCAGUCAUUAACAGUAACGGUGCGGGGUGUUCACAAGGUGAAGGUGAUAAUGUAAGACCAAAUGGUCUUCUCAAGGUUUAUCGUAGUGAGAACAGUCAGUUCAUUGGUGCUAAGAGGAGGAAGUCUGGUUCUGUGAAAAGAUUCAAACAAGAUGCUUCCACAAGUAACAACAACAACAACACAACAGCUAAUACAGAUCAGAAUGAGACACAAGAGUUGGGUACGUUAGACUCUUUUGGUAGAGUGGCGAGGAUAGGGAAUGAGUAUCCUCCUGGUGUGUUGGAGAAUAACAAUCUCUCUCAGAAAAGCAAGGUGGAGGAGUUAGACAUCACGAAGAUACUUAAGCCUGUGAAGUUCUCUUUAUCUGUAACAAACAAUGUACAAGAUGUGUUGGUGACCUUUUUGGCUCUGAGGUCUGAUGGGAUGGAAGUGAUGGUAGACAACAGGUUUCUCAAGGCUCACAAUCCUCUUCUGCUGAUUGAGUUCUACGAGCAACAUCUCAAGUACAAUCCUGAAAGAUAAGAAUUUGUUUGUACACACAGCACUUGUAGGUAGAGAGAAAGAUGUUAAGUUUUGUCUAGUGUAGAGAGUUGAUGUAGUGGCAAAGUUGUAUUCCUGAGAGGUUUCAGAUUUUAUUUGCUUUUUACUUUGGUGGAGAUUUAUAUGUUAAAAUUGCUUGUUCAAAGAUUAAAUUCAUGAACCAUAUAAAUUAACUUUCACUCUA
Messenger RNA from Eruca vesicaria subsp. sativa (arugula), 1616 nucleotides. NCBI's taxonomy places the organism in Eukaryota, Viridiplantae, Streptophyta, Magnoliopsida, Brassicales, Brassicaceae. The record is from the annotation of a GenBank genome assembly.